UUGCUUCCGGGAAAAAAAAAAAAAUCGUUCCUACCCGGAGCGUAAAUCAAGCGCACCCCCGCGCCGGACGCGCUGACGUGCCGCAUAGUUAGCGGCGAUUUCUCAGUUAACUGGAUGUUUUCAUUAUAAUGUCAUGUAACCAGUGAAAAAAUAUCCGACUCUUCAGCUCCCGGCGGAGACACGGAACGGAGCAAAGAUGGCAAACGAAAACGUGAGCGUCGUCUUCAAGCUCUACUGCCUGACCGUGAUGACUCUGGUGGCAGCCACGUACACGGUCGCUCUGCGCUACACGAGAACCAUUUCCUCUGGAGAUUUGUACUUUUCUACUACUGCAGUGUGCAUCACUGAGGUCAUUAAACUCGUGCUGAGUUUGGGGAUGUUGGCAAAGGAAACAGGAAGUUUGGUCAAACUCAAGAGCAGCAUUGAAGAGCACAUUAUUUUCAGUCCUAAAGAGCUGCUGAAGCUCAGCGUUCCCUCCAUCGUCUACGCGGUUCAGAACAACAUGGCGUUUGUGGCGCUGAGUAACCUCGACGCAGCCGUUUAUCAGGUGACGUACCAGCUGAAGAUCCCGUGCACCGCGCUGUGCACCGUCCUCAUGCUGAACCGCUCCCUCAGCCGCCUGCAGUGGUUCUCCGUCUUCAUGCUUUGCGGCGGCGUCACGCUCGUCCAGUGGAAGCCGGGUGAAGCCACCAAAGUCCAGAUCGAGCAGAAUCCCUUCAUGGGGUUUGUCGCCAUCGCCGUUGCUGUCCUGUGUUCUGGAUUUGCAGGUGUUUACUUCGAGAAGGUGCUGAAGAGCUCGGACACCUCCCUGUGGGUGAGAAACAUCCAGAUGUACCUGUCGGGUAUUGUGGUCACCCUGAUUGGUGUUUACAUGACCGAUGGAGAGAAAGUUUUGGAGAAAGGUUUCUUCUUCGGUUACACUCCCUGGGUCUGCUUUGUCGUUUUUCUGUCCAGCGUCGGCGGCCUCUACACCUCUGUGGUGGUGAAAUACACCGAUAACAUCAUGAAAGGCUUCUCUGCCGCCGCCGCCAUCGUUCUCUCCACCAUUGCGUCCGUUCUGCUGUUUGGACUCCAGAUAACGUUUGCAUUUGCGACCGGAGCCCUUCUCGUCUGCAUUUCCAUUUACCUGUACGGCCUCCCGAAGCAGGACACGUCCAGAGUCAGCCGGACGGACGCCGGCGCGGAGUCCAAGCAGAAACUGAUCUCAGUGUGACCUCGGAGAUUCUGGAGUUCAUCCAGCGGAGCAAAAGAGUUGACUUUGAAUUUUUUUUUUUGGUCAGCUGAAGGCUAGAACGGUGCGUGUAAAGUUUGUAAAUAUUCCGCACCAAUCUGCCACUUCAUGGAAUUCACCUUAAAAAAGGAGUAAAGAAGCUCUUACUUUGAAAGCAUCCAAACGGACAGAUUUAAAUGUACUGUGCCAUUAUUUUCCUACACUUUGUGGCUAUUUUAGGACCAGGUCACAUACUUUGAGGUUCCAAUCCAGACUAUCAUCACCUUAGAACUGUAGACCGUUUUAAUCUGGACAUGUUGGGUUUUAGCUUCACUUCCAAAAUAUAAUGGAAAGUCCUGGAAGCAUCAAAGGACACAUGUCACCAUGACAACAACCUGCAGAUCCGCUUCCCCUGAAGUAACCUGCAUCUUAGCUUCAUGCCCCGCUGAGUUCCUGUCUUCCAGAUGGACCGGUCUGUAUGUAUGUUUGGUAUGUCAGUUUGAGCAGUCAGAAAAUGUUUGCACGUAAACGGAUCAACCAACAGGAACAUAUUUGACUUCCAGGUGUCAGAAUUGGUUAGUUGUAUUUAAUAUUUUACUCCUGAAGUUCUUUAAUAAUUUGCUUUAAGCUGCUCUCAAAGAGAGAAGUUGCUUUUAUUUUGAAAAUAUUUACAAAUAUGAAACGGUUGUAAAAGACAUUCACAUUUUUUGUACUGGUGUGACGCCGAGGAUCCUCAUCCCAUUGGCUAAAACGGAGCAGGCCCCCCUGAAGAGGCGCAACCUUGUCUGAUAAUGGGAAAAAAGUGCAUUUUUAGUUGCUUUUUUUCAUCAAACUGCAUUAAAAGAUCAUGAAGUCGA
Molecule: messenger RNA, 2067 nt
Organism: Oryzias melastigma (Indian medaka)
Lineage: Eukaryota; Metazoa; Chordata; Actinopteri; Beloniformes; Adrianichthyidae
Gene: slc35a1
Product: solute carrier family 35 member A1
Exons: 8
Coding region: 197-1213 (338 amino acids)
Biological process (GO): pyrimidine nucleotide-sugar transmembrane transport
Cellular component (GO): Golgi membrane
Molecular function (GO): pyrimidine nucleotide-sugar transmembrane transporter activity
Source: RefSeq, a predicted model, not a curated record